AUGCCGGAGAAACGUCUGGGAAUGUACCAAUUCACUGGUCCGAUGGAGGAAAUCACGAAUACUAUAGCAGAGGGCACAAGACUAGAUAUGUUCCACAAGGUCUCCCUGACGCUCCGACCAUGUUGCAAAUACAAGUUCGAACCAACAUUGCCUGGCUGUCUAAGGGCCUUCAAGUACCGUCCCAAAUUACAUCAUAUUCGAGGAUUUAGAACAAAUGGUGAUCAGAUGUUGGAGUACCUUUCUUUUCGUUUUGAAGUUAAGCGGAAACUACUCGUGGCUGUUGGAUAG
Protopolystoma xenopodis is the source of this 288-nucleotide messenger RNA. The record is from the annotation of a GenBank genome assembly. Lineage: Eukaryota; Metazoa; Platyhelminthes; Monogenea; Polystomatidea; Polystomatidae.